CGGAACUCCGUCUCCACACCUUCCCGCCGUGGUUCUCCCGACCCGGAGUUUCCGUGGCGGGUUAAAGAAGUGGAGGACCGCUCGGGUCUCGGAUGGUGUUUCAUCCCUGCAGGCUGUAUGCUGGUUAGGCUCCUUUUUCGCAGGCGCCAGCGAUGCGCGCUCCCGCGACAGGCCACGCGUUUCUCGGCGUAACACCUGCUGGGUUGAGACUCUUUCUCCUGAAGUCGUGAGGUAUCCCUCCGCGCCGCUCACACUGAGCAUGUCCUCCGCUCUAACUCGUCAUGUGAUCUGGCAGUCCGAGGGGCUGGUGGCUUACCUGAACCCCCGGCCCUGGACCCCGGGGUCCGUGAUCCUGGAGAGCAGUUCUACGGGCAGCGCAGGAGGCAGCAUCUUCCACCUCGGCGAGUCCGAGUGCUCGACCUGGCUGCUGGGGGCGAGGACCGUCGCUGAGCUGCUGUGUGACCGGCUGGGUGUUCGGCGGUGUGCUCUGGUCAGCAGACCCCACAGAGACAGACCUGCUCAGAUCCGUAUCCUGCCCCUCCACGGUCUGGACGCAGAGUGGCGCCCCCACCUGGCCGGAGAAGAGGAGCACAACGCUCACGACCCGGGAUACUGCACCUCCAAAACGGCUCCUCAAUGGAGCGACUCCAGCCUGACCGACGUUCAGAGCCGAAUCAGGGCGAGGCUGCCGCUCCCCGACGUGCCGCCGGACCUCACGUUCCUGGGCGACGACCCGGCUCACGCCGGCCUCUUCUCGCGCAUCGUCCGAGGGGAGGAGAAGCAGUGGCGCGUGUGGGAGGACGAAAGCCACGUCGCCUUUCUCACUCCGUUCCCCAACUCCCCCGGCUUCACCGUGCUGGUUCCGCGGCGACCUCUGACCUCUGACAUAUUCCGACUGCAGAGAGGAGACUACGAAGCGCUGGUGUCGGCCGCCAGGAAGGUGUCGCUGCUCUUGGAGGAAGGACUCGGCGCCUGGGGGGUGGGGCUCAUUUUCGAGGGCUUUGAAAUCGACUACGCUCACGCCAAGCUGAUCCCGCUGCCGUCACCGUCAGGGGAAGGAAACGAAGCCGCCACGCCUCGCUCCCCGCACUUCCACCCCACUUACCCGGGUUAUGUCACGUCAGAGGACGGGCCUGAAGCUGACCCGGAGAACCUGAAGGAGCUGCAUGCUAAAAUUACUGCUGCUUAAUGUCACUGCGUUCAACUCAAGGUUUUUUUUUUUUGUUUUGUUUUUUUUACCAAUCACAAUAAUGUGCUUGUUUCCCGUCAGCCAAGCACGUAAAUAAUAUAAAUCAUCAAGCAAGUAUUUUGUCUCUCCAUCAAAAACAUCGACUUUUAAUUCAGAAAUCUGAUUGAAAUAAUGUGAAUACUAACAUUCCAGUAAAUGUAAAAAUCUUUACAAA
Xiphophorus couchianus (Monterrey platyfish) is the source of this 1403-nucleotide messenger RNA. RefSeq lists its product as uncharacterized. Gene Ontology annotation, molecular function: catalytic activity. The transcript has 4 exons. NCBI's taxonomy places the organism in Eukaryota, Metazoa, Chordata, Actinopteri, Cyprinodontiformes, Poeciliidae. The coding region runs from base 260 to 1189 and encodes 309 amino acids. The record is from RefSeq and is a predicted model, not a curated record.